AGGUGGUGCACGAGGAGCUCAGUCCAGCCCGGGACCACCCUGAACAGGACUGCGAGCCAAUAGCACAUCCUGAGGACGAGAGUCCACCGCGAGGCCUCCUCUUUCACGCACUUCCAGCCACCGCUGCCCGGAAGCUGCUGGUCCUGGAGGCUUGGGCACUCCCGGAGGGCACGUUCGACAGGGACCACCGAGCCUCAUGCGAGCAAUUUCGGGGUGCAGUGGGAGAGGGAGACGGCCCGGGCUGGCAGGUGGACGCGCUGGCCCCCGUGGCCAACAUGGAGCUGGAAAGUUAAUGCUGGCGGCACAAGAAAGGUCAGGGUCGCCUUUCCCUUUUCUUCUUGAUGGAUGGUCCACGCUUUGAAAUGGGGACUGUCCAAGGCCAAUGAAACUGGCACCAUUCCAGGAAAUUGCCACUCUGUGGGCGGGACAGUGACAAGGGACUGGAGGGCAGGGGUGAAGCCCAGGCAAGAGGAGGAACGGCCAGGGCCCAGGAGUUAUAAGUGGCUGUGCCACGGCCUCUGCGUGGCUCCCCAGCCAUGCUGCUCCUUGGGUUGCUGCUGCUGCUGGCCCUGCUGGCUGCUGCCCGCCUGCUGUGGGGCCAGUGGAAGCUCAGGAGCCUCCACCUCCCACCUCUUGUCCCAGGUUUCCUGCACCUGCUGCAACCCAACCUCCCCAUCUAUCUACUUGGCCUAGCUCAGAAAUUCGGGCCAAUCUAUAGGCUCCGCUUCGGGCUGCAAGAUGUGGUGGUGUUGAACAGUAAGAGGACCAUUGAGGAAGCCAUGAUCAAAAAGUGGGUGGACUUUGCCGGCAGACCCCCUGCGCCGAGCUACAAGCUGAUAUGUGAGCACUACCCGGACCUGUCGCUAGGGGACUACUCCCUGCUCUGGAAAGCCCACAAGAAACUGGCGCGCUCGGCCCUGCUGCUGGGCAUCCACGACUCCAUGGAGCCGCUGGUGGAGCAGCUAGCCCAAGAGUUCUGCGAGCGCCUGAGAGCCCAGGCCGGCGCCCCCGUGGCCAUCCAGGAAGAAUUCUCUUUCCUCACCUGCAGCAUCAUCUGUUCCCUCACCUUCGGAGACAAGGAGGACACCUUGGUGUGGACCGUUUACAACAAUGUCCAGGACUUGCUGAAGGCCUGGGGCCACUGGUCCGUCCAAAUGUUGGACAUGGUUCCCUUUCUCAGGUUCUUCCCCAACCCAGGCGUGUGGAGGCUGAAGCAGGUCUUAGAGCACAGGGACCGCAUCGUGGAGCGGCAGCUGAGACGGCACAAGGAGAGCCUGGAGGCCGGCCGGUGCAGGGACAUGAUGGACUACAUGCUCCACGGGGUGGGCCGGCAGAGAGAGGAGCAGGGCCCCGGACAGCUCGUGGAAGGUCACGUGCACAUGGCCGUGGUGGACCUUUUCAUUGGCGGCACCGAGACCACGGCCAUCACCCUCUCCUGGGCUGUGGCGUUCUUGCUUCACCACCCUGAGAUUCAACGGCGGCUGCAGGAGGAGCUGGACCUCGAGCUGGGCCCCGAUGCUGCGGGCUCCCGGGUCUCCUACAAGGAACGGGCGCGGCUGCCCUUGCUCAAUGCCACCAUCGCGGAGGUGCUGCGCCUGAGGCCCGUGGUGCCCUUGGCCUUGCCGCACCGCACUACACGGCCCAGCAGCAUCUCGGGCUACGACAUCCCUGAGGGCACGGUCAUCAUCCCCAACCUCCAGGGCGCCCAGCUCGACGAGACUGUCUGGGAGCAGCCCCACGAGUUCUCCCCGGACCGCUUCCUGGAGCCAGGCAAGAGCCCCAGGCUGCUGGCUUUCGGCUGCGGGGCGCGCUUAUGCCUGGGAGAACCGCUGGCGCGCCUGGAGCUCUUCGUGGUGCUGGCGCGGCUGCUCCAGGCCUUCACGCUGCUGCCGCCCGCGGGCACCCUGCCCUCUCUGCAGCCGCUGUCCUGCAGCGGCGUCAACCUCCUGAUGCAGCCUUUUCAGGUGCAGCUGCAGCCCCGUGGCCCGGGUGCCGCGAGCCUGGGCCAGGGUCAGUGACCGGGUAG
This is a messenger RNA of Oryctolagus cuniculus (rabbit), 2026 nucleotides long. Lineage: Eukaryota; Metazoa; Chordata; Mammalia; Lagomorpha; Leporidae. The record is from RefSeq and is a predicted model, not a curated record.